Molecule: messenger RNA, 3091 nt
Organism: Zingiber officinale
Lineage: Eukaryota; Viridiplantae; Streptophyta; Magnoliopsida; Zingiberales; Zingiberaceae
Product: BTB/POZ domain-containing protein NPY4-like
Exons: 6
Coding region: 993-2882 (629 amino acids)
Molecular function (GO): protein binding
Source: RefSeq, a predicted model, not a curated record
AAAAACUCUCGCAACAAUGACAGCGAAGCGAAACAGUGUCAAAGAUGGAGCGUCAGAGACAGAAGGAAGAAGCGUGGUGGAGCUCUGACGCAAGGGAGGAACAACCGCAUUAUUCCAUGUAAGACAUGGCCAAGGAAGUGAAGUGACCAAUGGAAAAAGUUUUGCCUUUAUUACGUCCCCCGCUUCUUGAGAUCUCGUCUUACUCUUCUGUGUCUGUCCUCUGAACGUGCGGAAGCGAGGAGGAAGACCACUGAGUAGGGGUGUUAAGGACGAUGGCCAUCAGCUUGAUGCUGUUACUUCUGGAAUGAUCUCAAUCGGAUAUCUGAGAAGCGGCAAAAACCGCAACUUGGAGGGGGAGCUGGAGGGGGGAAUGUGGUUCUGAGCGCUACACUGCUGAGGCGCGCAACACCUCCCACCAGAUCUCAAGAGCGGAGAAAAGGAGGAGGAGCCAGAGGGGGCAAAAAUUAUUUACUAUUCGAUCGAGGGGCAGUGGUGUCAGGUUGUGCUUGUGUGUGGCCCUGUGUUUUUCCGAUUUGUUUACUGAUAUAGAGAGAAGGGGAGUGAGGUAGGCCAUUGAUCACCUUGUGUUGACUCCGGACUCCGUGGGCAUCUGCCGCCGCUCGGGGGGGCAGUGAAUCCUCUUUAUAUGACCGCUUCCUGCGCCCUUGUGCUGGGUCUAUCUGCAGGAGUUGGGAAUUUUUUUGCCUUUGUUUCUCUAGAUCGUAGAGACCACUCGAUUGCUCUUCAUUUGGAACAAAUAGUUGAGGCAUAGGGCAUAGUUUUUUCGCAGGCUGUUGUUUCAGCAUUAGGCCAUCUCUCAUGGGGAAAAAAAUAAUCCACUGGCCAUCCAUUUCGUGGAGCAUGCCUCACAUGGUGUGGAUUACCUGCGUAAUGGGAGAUUAAGGAUUGUGGAUUUGAAAUACUUCAGUGUUGUUGAAGAGGUCUUUUUUGCUUCCCCCGCCCCACUUUUUCCUUUUCUAUUUCUUGGCAAUAUGAAGUACAUGAAACUUGGAUCGAAGCCUGAUGCAUUCCAGGCUGAUGGCAACAACAUCAGGUUUGUUGCAUCCGAGCUGGCGGCUGACAUUGUUAUUAAUGUAGGAGAUGUGAAGUUUUAUUUGCACAAGUUCCCUCUUUUAUCCAAAAGCCUUCGCUUGCAAAAGUUGGUGGCAGCUACAAAUGAGGACAGUAACGAUGAAAUUGACAUUCCUGAUAUACCAGGAGGACCUGCUGCUUUAGAAGUUUGUGCUAAAUUUUGUUAUGGCAUGAUUGUCACCCUCAAUGCAUACAAUGUUGUUGCAGCUCGAUGUGCAGCUGAAUAUUUAGAAAUGCAUGAAACAGUUGAAAAAGGGAAUCUCAUCUACAAAAUUGAAGUCUUCUUGAGUUCCAGUAUUUUACGCUCAUGGAAGGACUCGAUCAUAGUCCUUCAAACCACAAAGUCUCUACUACCUUGGGCCGAGGAUCUAAAGGUGAUCAAUCAUUGCCUUGAUUCCAUUGCUUCCAAGGCGUCCAUGGAUCAUUCUGAAGUUGAUUGGUCCUACACCUACAAUAAGAAGAAACUUCCAUCUGAAAAUGGUCUCGAUCCCCAUUGGAAUGGUGUUAGGAAACAAAUGUCUGUGCCAAAAGAUUGGUGGGUUGAGGAUCUAUGUGAUUUAGAAAUGGAUUUAUAUAAGCGGGUUAUAGUCGCCAUCAAUACUAAGGGUAAAGUGUCGAAUGAUGUGAUUGGAGAAGCUCUAAAAGCAUAUGCAUACAGGAGGCUUCCAGGUUUUUCCAAAGGCUCUCUUAUGUUUGGAAAUGAUCCAACGAAAACAAGGACAAUACUGGAGAGUGUCAUUUGGUUAUUGCCAACUGAGCCAGGAUCAGUUUCAUGCAGUUUCCUGUUUAAGAUAUUAAGAGCUGCAAGCAUAUUGGAAUGUAGCGAAAUAUAUAGGAAAGAGUUAAUCAAGAGAAUUGGACAACAGUUGCAGGAAGCAUCUGUAGCUGACAUUUUGGUACCUGCUACAAUGGGAGAGGCCAUAUAUGAUGUUGACUUAGUUGUAAGUGUUGUUGAAGAGUUUGUAAUGCUGGACAGGGACACUGUUAGAAACAGCCCAGUCAGCUCUGAGGAACUGGUGGAGGUUAGGAGCCCCGUCUUUGUUCCAGCAAGUUCGAAAAUCGCUGUUGCGAAGUUGAUUGAUGAGUACCUUGCAGAAGUUGCUAAAGACCCAAACUUACCUCUUUCCAAGUUUGUUGAACUUGCUGACAUGGUGUCAGUUGCCUCAAGGCCAGUCCAUGAUGGACUUUAUCGUGCCAUCGACAUGUACCUGAAGGAACAUCCAAGCCUAACCAAGAGUGAAAAGAAGAAAAUAUGUGGUCUAAUGGACUGUAGAAAGUUGUCAACGGAUGCUUGCAUACAUGCCGUGCAGAACGAGCGUCUUCCUCUCCGUGUGGUGGUCCAAGUUCUCUUCUUCGAGCAGAUGAGAGCUUCUGCAGCAACCAGUGGAAGCGCACCUGAAGGCCCUAGCAAUGUCAAGGCAGUGUUCCUUCGAGAAAAUGGUGGCUCCUAUGGCAGCUCAAGAUCAGCCGUCACAACCAACACUGAGGAAGAUUGGGAUGGCGUUCUGACAACAGGAGAUCUCAAGUCCACGAGUUUGGCUGGCAGAGGUGGAGGUAGUCAGAGAAGUACAAGCGGUGGCAAUGUCAAUAAACAGAGUGACGACAAAUCCAAUGGCAAAGUUAAGGGAAUUCUGAUGCCGAAGAAAAUGCUCAGCAAGCUGUGGUCAGGCAAAGGUCAAGGUUGUGACAAUAGCAGCUCAGACAUGUCUGAGAGCCCGAGCCCAGAUUCCAUUAAUCAAGAAGACUGCAAGUCCACACAUUCAAGGAACACGAGACAUUCAGUCUCGUAGUGAAAUGAAAAACUGUCAAGUUAUUCUAAAUUUUUGAUGCACUGUAAUGCUUGAUGUUGAUUAGUAUCACGAGUGACUGAACAUCUUGGAAGCAAGAGGGAUCAAAUUUUGGUGGCUGGAUUUGACCAUAACUUAUUACUUGGGGCAUAUUGAAAAUUUAGUGUUCGUUGGGUGUUCUGAAUGGACCAUGAAUAGUUCUUGUUACGUAA